AUGCGGGUUUAUCCCACGUUUCACGUUUCCAAGGUCAAACCGGUCCGAGAAAGCGCCCUGGUCCCUGCCGCGCCGCCUCCACCGCCUCCUCGCCUCAUCGAUGGAGGUCCCUCCUACACUGUCCGUCGCAUCCUGCAGUCUCGUCGGCGUGGGAGGGGAUUCCAGUACUUGGUGGACUGGGAGGGUUACGGUCCUGAAGAAAGGUCCUGGGUCCCCGGGAGGAACAUCGUGGACCACACCCUCAUCAGGGACUUCCAUCGACGCAACCUCAUCCAGACGAGGACAGGGCGGGCCCCCCUACUCUGA
Platichthys flesus (European flounder) is the source of this 306-nucleotide messenger RNA. Its product is annotated as chromo domain-containing protein cec-1-like. The record is from RefSeq and is a predicted model, not a curated record. Bases 1 to 306 code for a protein of 101 amino acids. The transcript has a single exon. Lineage: Eukaryota; Metazoa; Chordata; Actinopteri; Pleuronectiformes; Pleuronectidae.